UAGCCCCUUUGUAUUCUACAAAGAGAUAUAUAUAAUCUUUACAUUUAAUUCCCAUUCCUUUUUACGUAAACCAAAAUAUGGAGAACCAAAAGCAACGCCAAGCUGCUUGCUUGAGGAGAAGCCUCUUUGAUCAGGGAUACAUUGAUGACCAAUUUAUUCAUCUUGAAGAAUUGCAAGAUGAUGCAAACCCUAAUUUUGUUGAAGAAGUUGUCAAGCUAUUUUACACUGAUUCAGUCAGAUUGAUUCGCAAUAUUGAACUUGCACUGGAAAAUGGACCUUAUGAUUUUGCUAAACUGGAUAAUAUGAUGUACCAAUUCAAGGGUAGCAGCUCAAGCAUUGGUGCCAGAAGAGUAAAAAGACAAUGUUGUCAGUUUCAGGAAUACUGUAAUGCCAAAAAUAUAGAAGGGUGCAAAAACACAUUCGAAGGAGUGAAGCAAGAGUAUAAUACACUAAAGACUAAGCUUGAGACUUAUUUUCAGAUGGCAAGAGAAGGUUCUCAUUAUGUUUGAUGUCGAAUGCAUCAGAUUCAAGUAGCUGAUAUAUCGUCCAAAAUCCAUAUAUAUAUA
Nicotiana attenuata is the source of this 566-nucleotide messenger RNA. RefSeq names its product histidine-containing phosphotransfer protein 4-like. The record is from RefSeq and is a predicted model, not a curated record. NCBI's taxonomy places the organism in Eukaryota, Viridiplantae, Streptophyta, Magnoliopsida, Solanales, Solanaceae. The coding region runs from base 78 to 509 and encodes 143 amino acids. The transcript is spliced from 6 exons. Gene Ontology annotation, biological process: phosphorylation; phosphorelay signal transduction system; cytokinin-activated signaling pathway. Gene Ontology annotation, molecular function: histidine phosphotransfer kinase activity; protein histidine kinase binding. Gene Ontology annotation, cellular component: cytoplasm; nucleus.